AUGGAGUCCGCCAAGUCCCCCAACAUCCCUGUUGUGGACUUUGCCAGCUGGGAAACCGAGUCAAGUCGUCUGCGAAUCGCGCGAGAAAUUGUCGCCGCUUGCAAACAAGUGGGAUUUGUGUACAUAAUCAACCACUCAUUGCCAGAAUCGACGUUAGACGAGGCAUUCAACUGGUCAAAGCUAUUCUUCAAUUUACCCCAAGACGAGAAACUCAAAGCGCCCCACCCAGAGGGAUGGGAGGUUCACAGAGGGUACUCUUGGCCUGGACUGGAGAAGGUGUCGCAGGCGAUGAGCAUCGAUAAGGACGAUAAAAAGGCGGAUCAGCUGAGGGAAGUUCCAGACAUAAAAGUGAGACUCCGCUGUGUUUAUCCAUAG
Molecule: messenger RNA, 375 nt
Organism: Penicillium coprophilum
Lineage: Eukaryota; Fungi; Ascomycota; Eurotiomycetes; Eurotiales; Aspergillaceae
Product: 2-oxoglutarate and iron-dependent oxygenase domain-containing protein
Exons: 1
Coding region: 1-375 (124 amino acids)
Source: RefSeq, a predicted model, not a curated record